This is a messenger RNA of Loxodonta africana (African savanna elephant), 845 nucleotides long. It is a transcript of the gene GPX4, whose product is annotated as glutathione peroxidase 4. NCBI's taxonomy places the organism in Eukaryota, Metazoa, Chordata, Mammalia, Proboscidea, Elephantidae. Gene Ontology annotation, cellular component: nucleus; mitochondrion. Gene Ontology annotation, molecular function: phospholipid-hydroperoxide glutathione peroxidase activity; glutathione peroxidase activity. The transcript has 7 exons. The record is from RefSeq and is a predicted model, not a curated record. Gene Ontology annotation, biological process: response to oxidative stress.
CGUCGCCGCGAUGAGCUUCAGCCGCCUCUGCCGCCUGCUGAAGCCGGCGCUGCUGUGCGGAGCCUUCGCGGCGCCCGGCCUGGCCAGCACCAUGUGCGCGUCCCGUGAGGACUGGCGCUGUGCCCGCUCCAUGCAUGAGUUCUCUGCCAAGGACAUCGACGGGCACAUGGUGAGCCUGGACAAGUACCGGGGCUUCGUGUGCAUCGUCACCAACGUGGCCUCGCAAUGAGGCAAGACAGAGGUAAACUAUACUCAGCUCGUCGACCUGCACGCCCGAUACGCUGAGUGUGGUUUACGGAUCCUGGCCUUCCCCUGCAACCAGUUUGGGAGGCAGGAGCCAGGGAGUAACGCGGAGAUUAAAGAGUUCGCCGCCGGCUAUAACGUCAAAUUUGAUAUGUUCAGCAAAGUCUGUGUGAAUGGGGACGACGCCCACCCCCUGUGGAAGUGGAUGAAAGUCCAGCCCAAGGGGCGGGGCAUCCUGGGGAACGCAAUCAAAUGGAACUUCACCAAGGUAAGUGCCCCCAUUCGCGUAGUUUCUCAUCGACAAGAACGGGUGUGUGGUGAAGCGGUACGGUCCCAUGGAGGAGCCCCUGGUGAUCGAGAAGGACCUGCCCUGCUACCUCUAGUCCCACGAGUGCCCACCCAUCCACCCGUGCAACCCCUCCCUGCCCAUGGCCUCUGCGCUUCUCAAGCCUUCCACCCGGCACCCAUGACGGCCUGCUUGCAAACCAGCCCGCUGGUGAGGCAGACCCGAGAACCUGGCGUGCACCUCUGCCGGAGGAAGGUCUCAGUGGCCCACCUUGGGCGUCCCCCUUUUCGCCUUAUGGAAUAAAAUGUUCACAUUG